Messenger RNA from Glossina fuscipes, 1500 nucleotides. Its product is annotated as proto-oncogene tyrosine-protein kinase receptor Ret-like. Gene Ontology annotation, biological process: positive regulation of kinase activity; multicellular organism development; protein phosphorylation. Gene Ontology annotation, cellular component: axon; signaling receptor complex. Lineage: Eukaryota; Metazoa; Arthropoda; Insecta; Diptera; Glossinidae. Gene Ontology annotation, molecular function: ATP binding; transmembrane receptor protein tyrosine kinase activity. The transcript has 5 exons. The annotation marks the transcript as partial. The record is from RefSeq and is a predicted model, not a curated record.
UUCGGUAUUACUACUGUGGGUGGGAUAAUUUAUAUUAAAGAGAAAAAUGCUUUAUCAGUGGAACGAUCACCGGAAGCAAUCUACUUUCUGAAUGUAUCCUGGCACGAUACCCAUCAGCGGUCAUUCGUUAUUAAUGUCCAUUUGCUGGAAGGGCGUUCAGAGAAUACUACCUGCGAACAUCGCCUCAAGUCACGAUCACAACCUUGUUUGAGCACAAGGUUAAGGUUAAGGUCAAAGCAAUGCGUUAAAUAUUGCGAUUUAGUAACCAAUGGCGGUGCCAGUGCAUGGCGUGGCUCGAAUGUUGCUUUUUUUAGCCGAAACUGUGCUUCUUGUGUACCUGAUCCUCAAUUUUGUCCUGACAAUAUCUGCGAUCCUCUAGAAGAAUUAAAUAACUUUGCAUGUCCGCAAGAUUGCAUAGCAGGUAAUAGAAUAAUGGGACCACGUUCUAUCAACGAUAACAAGCGCGGUAUAUUAUCUGACUCGGGUACAUGCACUUGUGAAGAUAAUGGAAAAUGUUUCUGCGCCCCAAUGGACGAGGAUGAGCCCCGACCUAAGCGCAAACGCAAGAAUGAACCAAAAAAUGGAAUCAGGCUCCGAAAAAUUGGAAAUCCAAUACAAGAAAUCCUUAGCAUGGCCGGCCUGGAAUGUGAUAAGUCCUGUGUAAUUGUAGCUAUCAUUGCUCCUAUGGUUUUUAUAUUUCUGCUUGCUACUGUGCUCUUAACAAAGCAUAAACAUGCUAAGCGCUCUUUACAUAAACAAUCUCCGGCAAAUAGUAAAAAAGGUGGAAAGCGGUCAUCUAACGGGGAUGAUUGCGAUAUGCGUAACGGUGAUCUUCCAUUAAUGCAGCUCGAUAAUGAUUUUAAAUUCGAAGCAACAACGAUUGAUGCCAAAUGGGAAUAUCCUCGGGAUUCUCUAAUACUGGACACUGUUCUUGACGAAGGAGAGUUCGGUAAAGUUAUGAAGGGCUACGCUACAGAUAUAGACGGAAAAUUGGGUGUCACAACCGUAGCUAUGAAGAUGCUGAAACAAGGCGCAAAUUCUGUCGAGUAUAUGGCUUUAAUGUCCGAAUUUCAAUUACUGCAAGAAGUUUCGCAUCCAAAUGUCAUAAAAUUGCUGGGUGCUUGCACCAAGGACGAUAGUCCAAUGAUUAUUAUCGAAUAUGCUCGAUACGGUUCGUUGCGCAGUUAUUUAAGACUAAGCAGAAAAAUUGAACAGUGUGGUGUCGACUUUACCGACGGUAUAGAACCAAUCACCGAAUGUGAUAUUUUAUCGUUUGCUUUUCAAAUCUGCAAAGGCAUGACAUAUUUGACCGAGAUUAAGUUGGUUCAUCGAGACUUAGCGGCUCGUAAUGUGCUCUUGGCUGAGAAUAAAAUUUGCAAAAUAUCCGAUUUUGGCUUAACUCGAGAUGUUUACGAAGAUGAUGCCUAUCUAAAACGGUCACGUGAUCGCGUACCAGUUAAAGUAAGUCAAAUAACUGAACUCGAUAAUGAUGAAAUUUAA